Tetrapisispora phaffii CBS 4417 is the source of this 618-nucleotide messenger RNA. RefSeq names its product proteasome core particle subunit beta 3 (gene PUP3). The record is from RefSeq and is a predicted model, not a curated record. Lineage: Eukaryota; Fungi; Ascomycota; Saccharomycetes; Saccharomycetales; Saccharomycetaceae. The transcript has a single exon. Bases 1 to 618 code for a protein of 205 amino acids. Gene Ontology annotation, biological process: proteasome-mediated ubiquitin-dependent protein catabolic process. Gene Ontology annotation, cellular component: proteasome core complex, beta-subunit complex; proteasome core complex.
AUGUCCGAUCCAAGUAGUAUUAAUGGUGGUAUCGUAGUCGCCAUGGCUGGUAAAGAUUGUGUGGCCAUUGCCUGCGAUUUACGUCUAGGUAGUCAAUCCCUUGGUGUUUCUAAUAAUUUUGAAAAAAUCUUUAAUUAUGGUCAUGUCUUCUUUGGAAUUACUGGUUUAGCUACCGAUGUAACAACUUUGAAUGAAGUCUUUCGUUAUAAAACAAACUUAUACAAACUAAAAGAGGAGAGACCCAUUGAACCUGAAACAUUCACACAAUUAGUAUCUAGUACUCUUUAUGAAAAGAGGUUUGGUCCAUAUUUCGUAGGACCAGUUGUAGCCGGUAUCAAUUCGAAAUCAGGUAAGCCAUUCAUUGCUGGUUUUGAUUUAAUCGGCUGUAUCGAUGAAGCUAAGGAUUUCAUUGUCAGUGGUACUGCAUCUGACCAACUGUUCGGUAUGUGUGAAUCUUUAUACGAACCUAAUUUGGAAGCUGAAGAUCUAUUCGAAACUAUAAGUCAAGCUUUACUUAGUGCAGCUGAUCGUGAUGCUUUAUCGGGUUGGGGUGCUGUUGUUUAUAUAAUCAAAAAGGACAAAGUUAUAAAAAGACAUCUAAGAACUAGACAAGAUUGA